GUGAAGGGUGACGGGGGCGGCGGGACCGGCGACGGCGCGUGUGUGUGUAGCGGCCCAGGGAUGGGGCGAUUCCCGACCGCGAAGCCGGCAGCCCCGGCGCGCAGGAAGCCCCAGCAGCGGCGGGACAGCCAACCCAAGAAGAGCAAUAUGAAGCCCCAAAAUACUGAUGAGCAGGAGAUUCCGUACAAACUCCGUGAAAUAAUGAGAAGUAAAGAGAAUAUGAAGAAAAAGACCAAAAGAAAGAAGACAAAAGAAGCAAAACAAAAUAGAAAGCCUACUUCAGGAGACUCCGAUUCCUUUGGGGCUAUACCAGUUCCGAAGUUUAAGAGGAAGAAGAGGGAAUCGGUGAAAGAUUUUAUUCAGCGGAUGGAGCAGGAGACGAAGCAUGUAAUGUUCAUGAGCAACCAGCAGCUGCCACGCUAUCCUGAGAUGGAGGACACGGAGAAGAAAGAAGAAGGAGAAGGACCAGUGAACACAAAGUCUGAGAAAAAGAAGGAAUCCGAUAAAAAAAGGUUGAGAAGGCUCAUUGGUAAGAAAAUCGAAAGAAAGGAGAUGAAACUGGAGAAAGAAAUGUUUACAGACGUAGUAGCAUUUGGAGAAGUGGCCAUGCAACCACCCACCCUCACCGCUCAACCCAGGAAGAGCCAGGCGACCAAUAUGCCUGGUCGCCGACAGUUGCUUCUGAAAUCUCUGAUUGGGGAGGACAAGUGUGGCACAGAACGGACAAAGGAGACCACCCGAAAUGUUAACUUGCCCACUAUGUCCAUGGCUCGCCAGAGGAUCAUGUUGGAGGAGCGGGAGAGAGUCAUUAAGGCCUAUAGAGCUCUGAAGAAACAGAAGCUGCAAGCUCUGACACAGAGUUAGAUCAGCAUGGACAAUGCGAAGAUGGCGGCACGGUGGCGCAGCGGUAGACUUGCUGCCUUACAGUGCUUGCAGUGCCAGAGACCCGGGUUUGAUCCCGACCAGGGGUGCUACCUUAACGGAGUUUGUACGUUCUCCCCGUGACCGAGAUCUUCGGUUUUCUCCCACACUCACAAAGACGUACCGUUUGUAGGUUGAUUGGCUUUGUAUAAACCUAAAUUGUAGGAUAGUGUUAAUAUGCGGGGAUCACUGGUCGGUGCGGACUCGGUGGGCCAAAGGGCCUGUUUUCGCGGUGUAACUCUAAAUUAAACUAAACUAAAAAGAUUCGUAGGAAGGAACUGCAGAUGCUGGUUAAACAUAACCUAAACUAAACAGUUAAAAUGCACCAAAACUGCUGGAGUAACUCAGCAGGACAGGCAGCAUCGCUGGAGAGAAGGAAUGGGUGAUGUUUCGGGUCGAGACCCUUUUUUUCAGACGACGAGACAAAAGAUGCUGAAUCAACAGGAUUCAGUAAGACACCAAUCUUCCCAGCUAAUGAUUCUCAAAAUGGUGGCAGCGGGGAAGGAGGCCAUUUUAUGAGAACAAUCCAGCGAAUUCCACUCCCGAAUGGCUGCUGAUCUUUUAUUUAAUGAGUGGCACCAUUUUGAUAUAUUAAAGAAUUAUUUAUCAUUUGGUAGGAGCUUAUACAUUUCCAGCUAUAAAGUAGUCUAUUGUCAUACAUCCCAAAUAAUGAAAUUCUUACUUGCAAUAGCAGCACAACAGGUAUAUAAACACAGUACCCAAUAGAUAAUAUAAUAAACAAAUGAUCAAUAAAUAAAACAAAUCUAAUAUACGCAAAAACAAAGCCCAAAUCGCUAGUGCAACCCAGACUUUAGUUGGAGUUUGUUGUGCUCAAUAGCCUGAUGAUUGUUGGAAAGAAGCUGUUCCUGAACCUGGAUGUUACAGUUCUCAGACUCCUUUACUUCCCGAUGGCAGGAGUGAAAUACCUUCAUCCCGAUGGCAGGAAUGAAAAAGGAUGGUAGUACAUUCAACUUGUGGAACCAUGGAUUUAUACUUGUAAUUCUCUGUAUGUCUGGCUGCCUGAAAAAAAAGCUCUUCGUUUGGAAAUCGCAAUCGACCUUGGUUAUAACUUUGAAUCUAAGAUGCCUUCACGAUGAUAGUUUACUUAGUUUAGUAAUACAGCACAGAAACAGGCCAUUCAGCCCACAAAGUCCGCGCCGACCAGCGAUUCCCGCACACUUACACUUAUCCUACACACACUAGGGACAAUUUACAAUUAUACCAAGUCAUUUAACCUACAAACCUGAACGUCUUUGAAGUAUGGGAGGAAACCGGAGAUCCCGGAGAAAAACCAACCAGGUCAAGGGGAGAAAGUACAAACUCCGUACAGUCAGCACUUGUUGUCAGGAUCGAACCCGGGUCUCUGACACUUUAAGGCAGCAACUGUACCGCUGCGCCAUCUUAUAUUUGGCUUAUUAUUUUAAACUUGUUGCGUUUAAAAAUGUUUCGCUCAUUUAAAGAUAUCAAGUCUGCGUGUGGACCAAUAGAGGAGGAAAGUGUUGAGAUAUGCCAACGACCAUUGAAUCAAUUAGUAGUUUGGCCUAAUAAAAUCCAAUGCAAAAUCCAAGAUGUGAUCCAACAUAGUUAUUAGCAGCAAAAGAGACAAAGUGCUGGAGUAUCGAGUUACAUUUAGCUCUUAAGAAUAACAGAAUCAAGGGAUAAGGGGAAAAAGCAGGAACGAGGUACUGAUUUUGGAUGAUCAGCCAUGAUCAUAUUGAAUGACGGUGCUGGCUCGAAGGACCAAAUGGCCUUCUCCACCUAUUUUCUAUGUUUCUACCUCAGCAGGUCAGUCAGCAUCCAGCAGCGGAGUAGGGUCCUGACCCGAAACGUCACCUAUUUAUAUCCUCCAGAGAUGCUGCCAGGCCCACUGAAUUGCUCCAGCACUUUGUGGUUUUUAGACAAUAGGUGCGAGAGUAUGCCAUUCGGCCCUUCGAGCCAGCACCGCCAUUUACUGUGAUCAUGGCUGAUCAUCCACAAUCAGUACCCCAUUGCUGCCUUCUCCCCAUACCCCUUGACUCCGCUAUCUUCAAGAGCUCUAUCUAACUCUUAUGAAAGCAUCCACAGAAUCUGCCUCCACUGCCUUCUGAGGCAGAGAAUUCCACAGAUUUACAACUGGGCGGAAAAGUUUUUCCUCAUCUCCAUUCUAAAUGGCCUACCCCUUAUUCUUAAACUGAGGCCCCUGGUUCUGGACUCUCCCAACAUCGGGAACAUGUUUCCUGCCUCCAACGUGGUCACUCCCUUAAUAAUCUUAUGUUUCAAUAAGAUCCCUUCUCAUCCUUCUAAAUUCCAGUGUAUACAAGCCCAGUUGCUCCAUUCUUUCAACAUAUGACAGUCCCGCCAUCCCAGGAAUUAACCUCGUUUUUUUUGCUCAAGAUUCCAGCAUUUGCAGUUCUUCAUGUCCAGAUAUUUGCAAACCUACUCUGUCUACUGCUGAGCUGUUUACCCUCAUUUCCCUAGCACAGUUAUCGGUUGAGUUCUGACUAUUAUGCAGCUUUCUGGAAGCGUUUUGUUGAUCAUUCAUGUUUUAAGAAGGUUUUGUCUGUUAUUUGCUUGACUUGUUUUUUUUUAUGAGAUAGCAGCUAUUUGUAAUAGCUUCCAGUGAAAGCAUGUGAAUGGGGAUACAAAUUUAUCUCGUAAAGUAUGUUGGUGCCUGGCUAAUAACUCUGAAGUAAAUGAUUUAUGUUUUGAUAACCAGCAGCCAUCUAUAAAUCUAGUUUUACAUCAUGUGCUGCAGCAUGAUUUACAUUGCAAACUCUUUCACACCAGACUUCCAAUGUAGAAGACCUCAAAUUACGAGCUACCCUGACAAUAAAUAUUGAAAGAUUUUGCGAGAA
Amblyraja radiata (thorny skate) is the source of this 3755-nucleotide messenger RNA. RefSeq names its product coiled-coil domain-containing protein 137. Bases 61 to 864 code for a protein of 267 amino acids. Lineage: Eukaryota; Metazoa; Chordata; Chondrichthyes; Rajiformes; Rajidae. Gene Ontology annotation, cellular component: nucleus. The transcript is spliced from 6 exons. The record is from RefSeq and is a predicted model, not a curated record.